ACGCGCCCAUCUCGAAGAGAACCAACCCCGACCAAGAAAAAAACAAGAAAAUAAUACACAAUUGGCGACGGCGGUGCAGAGGUUCUCCGUGUGAUCCGAUCGAACGGGACUAGGACCGACACGGACCAGGUCUAAAUCCGUGAGGUCAGCGGUAUUAUGGCCGGCGACAUGUCCAUCGGCUGUGCGGCCCUGAAGCGAUCCAGCAAGCUGAGGUCCUGCACCAGUGCCGCCGACACGGACUCAAUGCGGGUGCCCAGCGACCACAGGGACAACGGGAGCCUGGUCAAGCCGCCUCCGGUGCCGCCGCAGAAUAUGCGCGGCGGUCUGCGGGUCUACAAGAUCGUCAUCCUUGGCGACGGGGGCGUUGGAAAGUCAGCUGUCACCCUUCAGUUCGUGAGCCACAGUUUCCUGGACUACCACGACCCCACAAUUGAGGACUCCUACCAGCAACAGGCGGUCAUCGACAAUGAGGCCGCCCUGCUCGACAUCCUUGACACCGCCGGCCAGGUGGAGUUCACGGCCAUGCGGGACCAAUACAUGCGUUGCGGCGAAGGUUUCAUCAUUUGCUACUCGGUCACCGACCGCCACAGCUUCCAGGAGGCAUCCGAGUACAGGAAACUGAUCACCCGUGUCCGCCUGUCCGAGGACAUUCCGCUGGUACUGAUUGCCAACAAGGUGGACCUGGAGUCGCAGCGACGCGUGACCACCGAGGAGGGCCGGAACCUGGCCAACCAGUUCGGCUGCCCGUUUUUUGAGACAUCGGCUGCACUGCGUCAUUAUAUCGACGAGGCGUUCUACACGCUGGUCCGCGAGAUUCGGCGCAAGGAAAUGCAGAAGGCCCUGGGCACGGACUCCAAUUCGGAGAAGAUUCACACGGGGCGACGGAGUCGCUGGUGGCGCAUCCGAUCCAUCUUCGCAUUGGUUUUCCGGCGCAGACGAAACCUCAACUAGACCAGGAUGCGGAUUCCUUCAAACGAGUGCAAUAUUAACCACAAAACCGAGUAACUUUUGUUCGCUAUAUUUUGUAUAUAGCACACACCCAUCAGAUACAACAUACAAGAGAGAAUUAACCGAUCGAGAAGGAUAACUA
Messenger RNA from Drosophila teissieri, 1090 nucleotides. RefSeq names its product GTP-binding protein Rit2 (gene Ric). Gene Ontology annotation, molecular function: GTP binding; GTPase activity; GDP binding. The coding region runs from base 157 to 951 and encodes 264 amino acids. Gene Ontology annotation, biological process: Ras protein signal transduction. Gene Ontology annotation, cellular component: plasma membrane. The transcript has 3 exons. Lineage: Eukaryota; Metazoa; Arthropoda; Insecta; Diptera; Drosophilidae. The record is from RefSeq and is a predicted model, not a curated record.